Molecule: messenger RNA, 993 nt
Organism: Colletotrichum fioriniae
Lineage: Eukaryota; Fungi; Ascomycota; Sordariomycetes; Glomerellales; Glomerellaceae
Source: RefSeq, a predicted model, not a curated record
AUGCCCGAAAAACUUCUGUUCACGGGCGCCACAGGCUUCAUUGGUGGCACUGUUCUGACACAACUUCUGAACUCUUCCAAUAAAGACAUUGAUGCACUGUCGAUUACCACUUUAGUUCGGAGGCAAGAACAAGCCGAUAUUCUCAGCCAGAAAGGGAUCCAUGCCAUCAUCUUCACGGGCCUAGAUGAUUCUCAAUUUUUGACGAAGAUUGCCAGUGAGCACGACUACGUUAUCCACACGCCGACUGGCUUCCAUACAGGCUCGGCUGUAGCUCUCUUGGAAGGAUUAGCAGAGAGGAAGAAGCAGACAGGAAGAGAUGUUCACUUCAUUCACGUAAGUUUCUGCACCAUUCUGAAUCUUGUUGCGAUAUCUUUAACAAAACCAUGCGUGAGCCAGACAUCGGGAACCUCCAACCUUGCGGAAAGGACGAUCACCCAGCAGUCGGGUGAUAUUCAUCAAUGGUCAGAUAAGGAAAAAGUCUACGAACAUGAGGAAAAGAAAGAAACCCAGGAGGCUUACGGCCAGCGAACAACAGAUAUUGCUGUUGUUAGGACUGCAGAGAAGACUGGAGUCAAAGCAUAUAUCAUGAUGCCUCCAACAGUCUACGGGCGGGGCACCGGCCUCUUCAAUCAAGGAUCAAUGCAAAUUCCUACCAUUAUUCGUGGCGCGAUCAAGGCUGGCGUCCCUGAAUACGUAGGUGAGGGCACAGCCCGUCUUGGGCAUGUUCAUGUUACGGAUCUUGCACUACUAUACGAGCUUAUAUUGAGCAAGGUGCUCUCUAGAAAGACGAUUCCUUCGGGCAGGAGAGGUAUCUACUUCUCCAACACUGGCAGUCACAAUUGGCGAGACCUUGCAACCCUGGUUGGUAAGGCGGGUGCUUCUCUUGGUGCUCUGGAAUCUACAGAGCCUCGGUCGGUUAGCUUGGAAGAAGCUGGAUCGAGAUGGCUGAAUGCGACACCUCAGAUUGCGGAGAUGAAUUAUGCUGCACAGUAA